Messenger RNA from Parus major (Great Tit), 3703 nucleotides. It is a transcript of the gene PM20D2, whose product is annotated as peptidase M20 domain containing 2. The record is from RefSeq and is a predicted model, not a curated record. Bases 87 to 1196 code for a protein of 369 amino acids. Gene Ontology annotation, molecular function: dipeptidase activity. The transcript is spliced from 6 exons. NCBI's taxonomy places the organism in Eukaryota, Metazoa, Chordata, Aves, Passeriformes, Paridae.
AGGGGGCGGCAGCGCAGGUGUCGCGCCCGAGGGCAGGUGCGGGCGGCAGGCUCGGGUCGGCUGGGGACUGGUGCUCCCGAGGCCUCAUGAAGCCGCAGGAGCCGCCGGAGAGCGGUCCCACCACUGCCGCCGCCGCGCUGGAGGCGCUGAAGCAGCGAGCAUGCGAGAGCGUGGAUCUGAACGCUGCGCGUCUGGGCGCACUGAGCCGCGACAUCUGGAGCCGUCCCGAGCUGGCGUACGCGGAGCACCAGGCGCACGACGCCCUGACCCGCUUCUUCUCCUGCGGGGACCUGCCCGGCGCUGCCUGGGCCGUGCAGCCGCGCUAUAAGCUGGGCACGGCUUUCCGCGCCGACUGGGGCACAGCGGCCCCGCAGGACCCGCUCCGCCUCGCCUUCCUCUGCGAGUACGACGCGCUGCCCGGGCUCGGGCACGCCUGCGGCCACAACCUCAUCGCCGAGGUGGGAGCCGCCGCCGCGGUGGCGCUGAAAGCCGCCCUGGAGAGCCUGAGGGAGCCCGUGGCCGUGCAGAUCACGGUGCUGGGGACGCCUGCGGAAGAGCAAGGAGGAGGCAAAAUAGAUCUGAUCAAGGCUGGAGCGUUCGAUGGCCUGGAUGUGGUUUUUAUGGCGCACCCCUCGCAAGAAAACGCUGCUUAUCUGCCCGACGUGGCCGAGCAUGAUGUGACUGUGAAAUACUAUGGAAAAGCUUCUCAUGCUGCUGCUUAUCCUUGGGAAGGAGUUAAUGCAUUAGAUGCUGCUGUUCUUGCAUACAACAAUCUGUCUGUUUUAAGACAGCAAAUGAAACCGACCUGGAGAGUUCAUGGUGUAAUAAAAAAUGGUGGUGUGAAACCUAACAUCAUUCCUUCUUACACUGAACUAGAGUUUUACUUGCGUGCUCCUUCAAGAAAAGAGCUUUCUGUUCUGACAGAGAAAGUUGAGAACUGCUUCAAAUCUGCAGCAGUGGCCACAGGAUGCAAGGUGGAAAUAAAAGGUGGUGAAAAUGAUUACUACAAUGUGCUUCCAAAUAAGAGCCUGCAGAAAAUUUACAAGGAGAAUGGAAAGAAGCUUGGAAUAGAUUUUAUAUCAGAAGAUGCUAUCUUGAAUGGUUUGUCAGGAUAUCAGUUUCUUCUGUUGAAAGGGAAGGAAGAUAGCUCAGUUGCUUCUCCAUGUCUGUGCAGCAGAACAGUCGUUAAGAGCUGAGCGUACUCGCUGCCACCUCUGCAUGGUAUUAGUGUCGCUCUGCUCCCAGGUAUCGCUCUAGGCAGAUAAGCAUCACCAAGGCUUCCUUGAGUACCUCAAAUCACAGACUCCAGGUGUGCCCCGUGCAGCUCUGCUCGCUGGGCACACAGCCAGGGGGAUGUGACAUAAUGUAAGACUGAGCUAGCUUGGACCAGGUGCCAGGACCUGUUUUCCCUUUUACUGGUCAUAGGGUAGCUUUCCUACAGGAUACCCAUAACGUCCUAAAGCAGAUGGCUUAGUUAAACAUGUCUUAGUUGAGGCACCCACAACUGCGAUAACUUAAUCUGGUCAAAAUGUAGUAUUCAUGGGGUUCAUUGGCUUCCUGUGCACAAAACUGAUAAAAUCUUAAGGUCUAGUAUAUUUGAAAAUUUCACUUUUGAAGCUUGGGACUGUUUAUGAAUGUUUCCUGCAAUCUUCUGUUUUCCCCUCUGUUCAUGUUUGUGGUAAUGUGGACUCCAUUAAAUAUGCAGUGACUUGAAGAGGCUUCAGGGUGCAUUUUUGAGAGGCUGGAACUCCAAUAUUUCUCUGUUGAUAAUAGCACAGGAUUAUGUAUAUUGCAUUGAUAACUGCAGUUAGUUAUGCUUCCAGAAGGAAUUCCAAUCUGUAUGUGACUAGCAAGCAUACAAUUUCCGAUGUUUUUAUGGAAACUAUUGGAAUCCCUGGUGUUCUACACAUACCUCUAUGUUAUUCCCAUAAAGGGUGUAACAUUUUGUCUGAUAGAGGGGAAGAUUUAGCUGUCACAUUUUUAUUAAAAGCUGCCUGCAUUUUGCCUCUCCAUAUUACUAGAAAAUACACAAUUCAAAUCUCUUCUAUUCAGUAAAAAUCACAUGUCAACUGGUAGUACAUUGAAUAUGGAUAUAAAUUUAGGAGGAAUAACAUGACUGAAAGCUGUGAUGCAGUGAAAUUCCUAAUAUUUCAUUCUCUAAGUGAGAGCAGGGAAAAGGACAGCACAGUCUUCACAACGGUUUGUGUAUUGGGACUUAGUAAAGCAGGUCUAGAACCCUUCUGGUUUGUCUGUCGAGAUUGACCAAAGAAUCAAUCAGUAGUGCAGACUACUGGAAAGUAAAAUAACUUAUUCCUAUGCCAAGAGUUGGAUUUUCUUCAAAUGCAUCCUGAAUUUACAGGAAGAGAUGUUUUUGAACAAGCUUUGCUGUUUCCAUUAUCUGUAAGCCGAGUAAAUAGUAAACUCUUGUCCUCAUAAUGUAGGCUCGGUGGACUCUAACUGUAGGCUUCCAAGUAAAAUCUGUAUUCUUCAAACAUUUAAUUACUAAAUCUUAAGGCAUUAGCAAUAUCUUCUCUUCAUAAAGUAUCAUGAUAUAGAAGCUACUUGAUAUGUUAAAAUUAAAUUUUAUACACCAUUGCUGAAGAAACAAAUUCUUGCAUCUCUGGCCCCAAACAAGUUAAUUGAGAUCUUAGUGGGUCACCCCUGUUUUUCCCUGCUACAAAACAAUUCUUCCUCUGGUACCUGGACUUCACAAUGACUGGUAUGUUGAUUUCUCUAGCUUCAAAAUGUGAUUAUAACAAAUAAUGAAUGCAUUGCUUGUUUGGGUAAAAAAACCCAACCAAAACCACUUGGGAUGUAGUUGUAGACUCUUGGAUGAUUUACUAUGAAGAAUCUUCUAUUUGGGAUUAUAUCAUUCAGUAGAUAAGGCUGAGAGAUAGGUGCUAGAUAACAUACUGAAAGUGAUAGGCAUGAAAGAAUCAUCAUUACAAUCUGCAGCAUUACUAUCAGGUGUUUGUUUACAAAGCCCCUAGCAUUUUGUCUGGAGCUUAGUUCUGAUUUUAUUUCAAGGGUACUUGUACCGUUGAGAUUUCCAUAACUGAGAACAAUCAAAAUACAUGGGGGGAAAAAACAGUUACCCUCACUCUGUUUUUGUUUAAAGAUAAAUAGUUGUUGCUUUAGUCCCCUACAGAAUGCUGAAUAUUUGCAUAUUGGUGAGAAGCUGGAAUUGUUUGGCCUAGUUCUAAAGGGCUCUAACAGGGAAAUAGAUAAAAUGCCUGAUACUCCCAAGGUUUGCAGCUUUCCUCUUUCUGAAUUAACAGCUUAGCAUCAGGAGAUGCUUGAUAAAAAUGAGCAGGAAAAGGAGUAGUAAAAGGACAUCUUCCUUGCAGUCCAGUAACUGAUACUUGAUCAGAAGUGCACUGGAGAGCAGCACCUGGAGAUGGCUGGUUAGGGAAAGCACCUUGGUGACAGGAGAUAUUUGUAUGGAUAAUGACUCAUUAGAAAUGUUUUUAUUUUAGUAUCUGGGGCAAAGGAUACUCCAUUUUAGAUAUGGGCUGGAAAGAAUGUCUAUCAUGCAUUUUCUUACAGCAUUCAAAACUGCCCAACACUUUUUCAUUAAGAAAAUCUCUAUGCUGCUUCUAGGUUCCACGGACUUUGGAAAUGUUACAUUUGUGGUCCCUGGGAUUCAUCCUUAUUUUUAUAUUGGCUCUGAUGCAUUGAACCAUACUGAGCAGUACACAGAAGC